Messenger RNA from Pieris napi, 1841 nucleotides. RefSeq names its product lipase 1-like. Gene Ontology annotation, molecular function: hydrolase activity, acting on ester bonds. The transcript has a single exon. NCBI's taxonomy places the organism in Eukaryota, Metazoa, Arthropoda, Insecta, Lepidoptera, Pieridae. The record is from RefSeq and is a predicted model, not a curated record. The coding region runs from base 110 to 1342 and encodes 410 amino acids.
UUCACCUUGCAUGGUCAAGAUUAUAAUAACUUGACAUUGGUUUCGGCCACAACGUGUCAAUAGCUUCAUCUACUCCAAACUGUUAAGUCGUUAGUAAACAACUCGCGAAAUGAGAUUUGUUCACGUGAUUGAUAUGGUGAUAUUUUUGCUGCUAUCAAUGGAUAUAACUUGUUUUCUAGUCAAAUUUAAUUUGGACGACGAGACACACAAUCGUAAGUCGGAUAUUUAUCUUAAUUCCAUUCAAUUGAUUGAGAGAUAUAAUUAUCCAGUUGAGAGUCACGUCGUGCUGACGGAGGAUGGUUAUCUCCUAAAUACCUUUCGAAUACCGCGAAACGGACCCCCGGUUUUAUUGGUUCAUGGUAUUGGUGAUAGUUCAGAUUCCUGGUUGGUGCUGGGCCCAACCAGCUCAUUGUCUUUUAUGCUAGCGGAUGCUGGAUUUGAUGUCUGGAUUUACAAUGCAAGAGGAAAUAGAUAUUCCAAGAAGCACGUUAACGCAGUGCCGCCUCAGGAGUUUUGGGACUUCAGUUUUGAAGAAAUGGGCACUCUAGAUAUGCCAGCUACAAUAGAUUAUAUUCUGGAACGAACUAAUAUGAAGAGAUUGACUUACAUUGGUUAUUCACAAGGAACAACAGCUUUUUUCAUAAUGUGUAGCACAAAACUAGAAUAUAAUGACAAAAUUAAUCAUGCUAUCCUACUUGCCCCCGUUGCUUGGUUAACGCAUACGAAGUAUCCUUUUAUAGGAUUUUUUAACCAAAUUUUGAGUGACCUUAUGGAGUUUUCUGAAAAAAGUCACGUCUACGAAGUGUUUUCAUUUAAUAAAAGAAAUAAUUAUUAUCACGCUAAAGUGUGCAACACUACGGCGUCCUAUAGUUUCUUAUGUCACAUUGAAUUAUAUUUGAAUUUUGGCGUGAGGAAUUUAUUAGAUUUAUCACCGGAACGAUUACCUGUUAUUACUAGUCAUAUACCAGCUGGAGUUUCUGCAAAAACUUUUUUUCAUUUCCUUCAACUUUAUGGCAGCAAAAGAUUUCAAAGAUUCGAUUAUGGUAUGAAUAAAAAUAGACAAAUUUAUUCAUCUUUAAUCCCACCAGAAUUUAAUGUUUCGUCAAUUACAGUUCCUAGCUCAAUAUUUGUUAGUGAAAUAGACUGGUUUAGUGAUGAAAAAGACACGAAUUUACUGAAAAAUAAAUUGAAAUAUAUCGAAAGAUUUAACGUUAUAAAUGAGAGUAAUCAAUUUACACAUCUUGAAUUCGUAUACGGUACGAGGGUUAAAGAAUUCAUUAAUAAGCCAGUAAUCAACAUAUUAAAAGAACUAAAAAUUUUGGACACUAUUGAUAUUAGGUAAUUAAUUGUGAUUAUUGUUAUUAAAUCUGUGAUUGUUAUUAGUGUUCUGAGAAUAAAUUUGUAAUAAGUGAAACCAAAGAUAUCAUAAUUGUGAAUUCGCAGUAAGUAUUAAAAUCAAAUUAUCGCAUGAAACCUUUAUCAUAUUUCUUAAUUUUCUACCUCUUACGAAUACCAGUUGUAUUAUUUUUAAAGCUAAACUCUAUAGCAAUAAUGUAUACGAAGUUUCUAAGUAUAGCGAUAAUAAUAACAUAACUUUAAAUAGGCCGUUUAUUGCGUGACUUUAUUGACCAUGGUAGUAAAAAAUUGUGUUUCAAAUAAUAGAAAAGAUACAUCAAUUGUUUUUGUCAUUUUAUUGCUUGUGAAGGUCGUGGUUUGAUAACUUGUUAAAACUUUUUGUGACAUGAAAUCUUUUGUUUAAUACAGUACAUAUUUACAUACAAUAUUUUAUACAUUAUAACGUUCGAUUUAAUAAAUAAUAGUUAAAAAAAACUAAAAAACAC